Paramecium pentaurelia is the source of this 279-nucleotide messenger RNA. The record is from the annotation of a GenBank genome assembly. NCBI's taxonomy places the organism in Eukaryota, Ciliophora, Oligohymenophorea, Peniculida, Parameciidae.
AUGAAAAGCAUAACAACCUAGGUGAAUUUCUAAUUCAGCUCUAGUAAUGACUUUUAGAAAUUAGGGUCUCUACAUGGAUUUUGGCAGAAUAGAAUAGAAAUUCAUUCAAAAAUAGAUGCAUGUAACAAUAAAGGUUAAUGUAAUAUAUUGAAAAUAGGGUUUAUAUUUGUUUUAAUAUAAAUAAAGACAAUACCUGGAUUAAACAGCUGUAUUAGACAUUUUUCUUAUUUUAUUAUUUAUUUACUGUAUGAAGGACCAAUUUUAAUUUUGAAUAAAUGA